Messenger RNA from Caenorhabditis briggsae, 678 nucleotides. The transcript is spliced from 3 exons. The coding region runs from base 1 to 678 and encodes 225 amino acids. The record is from RefSeq and is a predicted model, not a curated record. Gene Ontology annotation, biological process: lipid catabolic process. Gene Ontology annotation, molecular function: lipase activity. Lineage: Eukaryota; Metazoa; Nematoda; Chromadorea; Rhabditida; Rhabditidae.
AUGGCUCUUCAUCUCAAAUCGACCAUUCUUUUGGCAUUGUUGGCGGCUACAGUAUCCGCCGAUUUUUCGGCAAGCUUCCGAAAUUUCAUCAAUGCCACCUAUGGAGAAGCCAGAUUGACUGCAUUAGCUAGAACUGAUUUGGGAGCUGAUGGAAGUUAUGGAGGUGGAAAUCAUGAUGGAUUGAGCCAGACUAACAAACGUCCCAUCAUCCUGGUCCAUGGAAUCACCAAUACCGCCGGGACAUUCACCCCUCAGAGAAAUUAUUUCAAAUCGAAUGGAUGGACAGAUGAGACCGUAUACGCUACCACCUAUGGAGCAGGACCUGCUGUAAAUGUGAUCAAUGUGAAAAUGGAAUGUGGAUUCGUUCAACAAAUCAGAAAUAUGAUUGAAGCUGUGUAUCAAUUCACUGGCCAAAAAGUGGAUGUGAUUGGCUAUUCUUUGGGAUCUCCAAUUGCCAGAAAAGCGAUUAUGGGCGGGAUUUGUGUUGAUAAUGUAAAUGUUGACCUUGGUGGACCAUUGACGAAUAAAGUGGAGACUUAUGUUUCUGUUGCUGAUUCCCGGAAACCACGACACCAUCCUCACCAGCACCGUCGCAAUGCAGAAGACUCUUCUGGACACUCACGCCUUCUAAAAAUGAUUGGAAUUUUCGUGAAUUUCCACUGCUUCUGGGCACAUUGA